Neohortaea acidophila is the source of this 1998-nucleotide messenger RNA. Its product is annotated as transcription factor Opi1-domain-containing protein. Gene Ontology annotation, biological process: phospholipid biosynthetic process; endoplasmic reticulum unfolded protein response; regulation of transcription by RNA polymerase II. NCBI's taxonomy places the organism in Eukaryota, Fungi, Ascomycota, Dothideomycetes, Mycosphaerellales, Teratosphaeriaceae. Gene Ontology annotation, molecular function: transcription corepressor activity. The coding region runs from base 136 to 1704 and encodes 522 amino acids. The transcript has 2 exons. Gene Ontology annotation, cellular component: endoplasmic reticulum; nucleus. The record is from RefSeq and is a predicted model, not a curated record.
CCCUCACGGCGCGCAACGACCUCAAUCCGUCCCUUCCCACUCUACCACACUCCACCCCAGCUCAAGGCGCCGUGCAAAUGCGGUCGUCAAUGCACUCACACUCGUUGUCUCCUUCCCUUCUGUACGCCUAAUACCAUGGAGCUGCAACAGUCCACACCGCCGCCGCCCCUGCAAUACCACCAUCCGUCCGACCUCGCCUUUCCCUCCGUCCCCCAAACCGCACUGAGCCGCCCGCAAGUCCAGGCCGAAAUCACCCUGCCUGACCUCCGAACCGUCCUGUCUCCCGACUUCGAGAACAUCGCCCGUUAUGCACCCCCCGUAUCGCCCACCUCGGUGAGAAGCCUGCCUCGCAUGGACCCCGGUCCUGCACUUUUCAAUGGAGCUCGGUCGAGCAUGGAGUCGGCGAUAGCCAGCCCAUCGGAGGCUGGCAGUGUUAUGAGCAUUGACGACAGACGGGGCGCGCGGUCUACAAGUGUUGUUUCCAUUGACGAUCCGAAUGUCCGCAUGGCGGCCGAGGCCUUGUCAGGGCUGGGCAAUCCAGAUCGGACCAGAUCACAUGGCAGCUCUACUGCAGCACGUGAUGAUCACGAGGGCCCGGAACCUCUGCUCCAACUCUUCACGCGAGCGCAUCCGUGGGUAGGGGGGACGAUCAACGGCUCACUCAACGCAUACUCCACUACCAAAUACUACUCCCCUCGACUCGUGCAGUACGGAGCGAACCUGGUGGAGAGAAACGUCGGUGGACCGGUUGCAAGCACUGUCAGCACGGUCGGCCGAGUGACCGGUAUUGAGAGUGGCCUUCGGUGGUACUACGGCGGCUAUGCCAAUGGAACGCCAGAUCUUGAACGAGCAAGCGAAGACUCCACGGGCGCACGGAGAAGACUGGACGAAAUGGAUCUCGAAUCGGGCACGCGAAGCUCGAGCAGCAAUUUGCACAGAGAGUCUGAAGAAUCCACUCGCGAGCCUCUGCCAGCGUAUGGAUCGAGCAAGCCGCCUUCUUACCGAGAGGAAGCCAGCCCCAUCCGAAACGAUCGACAGCCCCAGAGUUGGUCAUCGCAGGUGUUUGUCAUGACCUCCGGCCUCAGCAUUGCGCUGAGCGACACUUCUCGAAGCAGUCUCCGCUACUGUCUCCAACUACUCAGCAACUCAGCCGAACGCGUCUCCAUUCUAAUGCACGCGCUCAAGAUGGUGCUCGAACAAUACGACCAAGCCCGAGAUGCCUUCCACUCCACUCACGACUCGAGCAUUGAAAAAGGCGAGCGCCCGCAAACACCAGACCAAGACCAAGAUGCGCGACGCCUCGCAGAACUGCUCAAGAAGCACUCCGACGACAUCUGGCAGACUCUGCAGACGGUGGUAAAUAACAUUUCCAGCUACGCAGGCGGCGCCUUGCCCGACAAUGCGCGUCAAUUCGUGCGCAACCAACUCAUGUCGCUGCCUCAACGCUGGCGCUUCGUCUCCGACAAUCAGAUGGGCGACAGCGAGACGAGUCGCAGCGCGCAUCGCAUGAUAGCUUUUGCUACUGAAGGUCUCGACAUGAUGGCGCAGGUCAAUCAGACGAUGAAGCUGACACUGGACUCGGCGGAGAAGUGGCUUGCCCGCACGGGCAGGCACUCACAUGUUGUAGAUUCUCCGCACGGGAUGGAAAAGGACGUGGAGAUGGGAGGCGUCGAUACGCGGUCGAGAUCGAACGAAAAAAGUUGAGGCGGGUGCUCCUUGAAUGAUUAUGCAGCUUGGAGUCUGGGUUGGGUGGAGGGACAGAAGCGUGCAUGUCGUGGGCCAUUCGCGAGACGCAUUGGUCUAAUGUCCUGGGAGAGCAGUACCGUUCACGGCGCCGAAGGUGUUGGAGAAGGAAUGCCGUACCCUGAGCGCUUACAUAUUGUAUUCAUACACUGUAUCAUCGUGUCACUACAUUGAAUCACCCUGUCACCACGUGUAGAUGGUAGGGCGGUCAAGUAGUGGGGUCGCCGAAACAGGCAGGUACAGCAUCUUCCCCAG